AUGAGUGGAGACGGCGACUACAGCAAAUACGAUUUGGCUCGCCUGCAGGCCGAACUUGAGCAAGAAAGAGAACUUAAAGAAAUGCUGGAGGAGUCCGUGUCUGAUCUGCGGAGCACCAUGUGUGAACUUCAAGAAAGAUUGCACAGUGUUGAUGGGGAAGGAAAUGAGUGGAAGACUAGAUUUGAGACACAGAUAGAGCUCAAUGGACAGUUAGAAAGACAGAUCUCACUCAUUCAUGAGAGACUGGAGGACCUACAAGGAAAGCCCAUGGAUCGAUUGGCUUCUAUCCGAUCUUAUGAUGACAUGCCAGUAGAUACACUGAGACAGCGCUUGAAACUCCUGACCGAUGAAAAGUCUGACCUCCAGAGUCAGCUGAUGGACUGUCAUCUCAGGAUCGAACAAGAGGGAAAGGCAUUUCAUAAAACCAAUGAUGAGAGGCGGGCAUAUCUUUCCGAAAUUUCUAAGCUGUCCUCCACUCUUGAUGCCCAAAGAAGACAAUACUCCACUCAGCCACAGAGGGUGAUAGAGAGCAAACAGAGGUCAGUGUGA
Scomber scombrus (Atlantic mackerel) is the source of this 549-nucleotide messenger RNA. RefSeq names its product coiled-coil domain containing 169 (gene ccdc169). The transcript is spliced from 7 exons. The coding region runs from base 1 to 549 and encodes 182 amino acids. The record is from RefSeq and is a predicted model, not a curated record. NCBI's taxonomy places the organism in Eukaryota, Metazoa, Chordata, Actinopteri, Scombriformes, Scombridae.